GUCAGACUCAGCCGAGCACUGUAAUGCUAGUGCUUCACUGGCGAGGAGCACACUGACAUACGGGCUGGCUUGCUCGCUUCCAGUGCUUCAAACAUGGAUCAAGACAACAUCUCAGAGGAUGAGUCAGUCGGCCCAUCGGAGGACCCAUCAGAAGAGGAACUGCCUUGUCUGCCUCCAGGGCUCUCGGACGGUGAAGCAACGGAGCUGCUUUGGCAGUUGCGAUCCCAACGCCGCCAGUCGUCCCCUGAGCUCCCAGAGACGGUGUCCCGUCUCACUGCCCCUGAUGGCAGCCUCCUAUACCUGGUGGGCACUGCCCACUUCAGUGACAGCAGCAAAGAGGAUGUUGCCAUGACGAUCCGUGCUGUGCAGCCAGAUGUUGUGGUGGUGGAGCUGUGCCAGUACAGGGUGUCUAUGCUAAAGAUGGACGAGAUUACACUGCUGAGGGAAGCCAAAGACAUCAACCUGGAUAAGGUUCAGCAGGCCAUUAAACAGAAUGGGCUGAUGUCUGGCCUCAUGCAGAUUCUACUGCUCAAAGUUUCAGCUCACAUCACAGAGCAACUGGGCAUGGCUCCUGGAGGAGAGUUUAGGGAGGCCUUCAAAGAGGCUGGAAAAGUGCCGUUCUGUAAAUUUCACCUUGGGGACAGGCCGAUCCCCGUGACGUUCAAGCGGGCCAUUGCAGCUCUCAGUCUGUGGCAGAAGGCUCGUCUGGCGUGGGGCCUUUGCUUUCUCUCAGAUCCAAUCAGCAAAGAAGACGUAGAGAAGUGCAAACAGAAGGACCUGCUGGAACAGACCAUGUCGGAGAUGAUAGGCGAGUUUCCCGCUCUCCACCAGACCAUCGUGGCCGAAAGAGACAUCUACCUCACGCACACACUCCGUCAGGCUACGCGCUGUGUGGAGGCCCCCAGCAAUGCCCAGAAAGUGCCUGCAGUGGUGGUGGGAGUUGUCGGGAUGGGUCACGUCCCUGGCAUAGAAAGAAACUGGGAGAAGCAGCUCAACAUAAAUGAAAUCAUGAGUGUUGCACCUCCCUCACGUUUUGGCUGGGUGUUGCGCACGGUCAUAAAGGGUGUGAUGGUGGGAGUGCUGGGAUAUGCCUGCUACCGUGCUGGAGGGAGUUUGGGUAGAGCCCUCCUACCCACAGUCCAAUCUUUACUGGAGACUCUGAAGCCACCCUCUGCUCUCAGCCAACAGUGACACAACCUCUGAUCUAUUGAAACGAUGCAUUUUUCACCACUAGCCUUAAAAACAGGAGAUGAGGCUGGAGAAAAGGUUUCACCAGCCCACACUAUGAACUAACAAGGAUUUCAGGGGGUCAACAGCCCCCCCACCUUGCAUUGAUGUCCCUGUAGACGCAGCAGGGCCAUACUGCCAAAGGAACCAUGACGGUACUCUUAUUCCAGAUUUUUUGCAAAUCCUGCAUUUUGUAAGGUUUUUCGUUUGAAUAUAUUUACAAUUCCCCCACCUUACAUUUUAAAAUGGUUUAAUUUUUAUUUGACAAGUAUCAUCAGAAUCAUCAUCAGAGACAUUUUCCAAAUGGGCACACUUUUCUAACGCUCUCUCUUUAGUGCUUCUUCCUUUUGGGUGCCUGCCAACGUUUUUGGUAAUUGGCCCAUUUCAAGUCCAGCACUUUAUAAGAGAGUCUUGUACUGUACAUGCAGCCUAUGGUACAAUAAGUACUGUAUCAAGCCAGUCACAAUACUUGCAAAUACAAUUAAGGAACAAUCUCGGUGAAUAGUGACCCACAUGGUGUCAGAUAAAUGUCAAAAAAUAAAAAUUCGAGGUCUGAUUAUAUUCUUAUUUCUGGAAAAAUCUACUAUUUGAAAUGCACAUUCUUCAAAGCUUAAGUAAGACAAAAGUAUGUCCCAUGUGCACGGUCCUGUCCACAUCAACAGACAAGUGCCUCACGUUGCAGCUGUAAGGGCUAAUGGUGAACUAAAUGGACUGGCUAAAAUACGUAUAUAUGCAUUUUACACAUACAACAACCAAAUGGUCAAUGCAAUUUUCUAAUAUUCCGUCUUUAUAUUUUUAAACGAUGGACUUUUUUUUUUUAUAAAUACUGUUGCCCUUAAAAUAGCUCAUCUACUUUGUGUUGGCUUCAGUUGAAAUGACGCCAUAGCCCCUUCAUUUUAUGAUCAUUCAUACCCUCAACAGAGACCUGAUGCGGGACAGGCUGAAGUGUGCCUCAGGACGAGCAAUGCAUUCGUCCUGUAAUUUGUAUAUUUGAUUGUACCUCCAGUAUAAAGAACCCUCGCGUACUGGCUUGAACUGGCUCCAUCUGUGAGUAAAUUGUUCAUACUUGAACCAAAAAUAUGCAUUUGUACAGAAAGACAUCUCUUAAAAACCUCCACAUGAGAACAUCUGUAAUUCAGCGCACCAGCUGUUUGUACUUUUAUGAUAUAUGCAUUAACACUUGCCGGUUGGACCCCUGAAAGGGAUAGAGAUGAAAGAAAUGAAAUUUGGUUCGUUUCCUUCUGAUUGGGUAUAGAACUUGGCCAUAAUGAUUUAACAGUGGAACUUUGUUAUGGACUUGUUUUGACUACCAUGAAAGAAACAGAAAGUUUAGGUUGGUCAGAGUUGGGAGGUAAAGCCUUACACUGCUAUCACUGCUGCCUUUAACCCUCAGAUUACCUGCAUUCAUAGUGCAGAGCUUCUUAUUACACAUCUAAAACAUUUAAAAGAGACAUCCCUUGCGCUUUGUUAUGUGGAAGAUGACCCAAUAAAAGAAACAGUCUGAACAAGGCAUUAGCAAGGUUGCAAGGGCAUGAACCAAAAUCAUUUUCCAAGUAUUCCUAUUCUUAAUUUUAAGUGAGUUUGUGUACAGUACUAUGAUUAUUAAGAUGUAUUUAUAAGCCAGAUGACAGGAGAUCAUUAGCUGUCUUUAGUUUGUGAAAUGUUUCAAUGUACUCAUAUGGGAACAGUGCCACACAUAAUUAAGUCAUCCACACAUUAAAACUUACUCGGAUAAACUGUCUUCCAAUUGAUAAAUCAGUUUAUCUUGCUUAAGAGAUUAGGAUAUUGGGAACAGCUGUAGUCAUGACUCUCAGUCCCUCGGCCGUAUAAUACAUUCAAACUUCAACAUUAUGUGUCUGUCUUCUUACCCCCCCCCCACAUGUGUCCAAAGGUUUUUUCUAAUGUAUGUUGGAGAAUUGCCAAGAGAAAACUGUAUGAAUGCCUGUCUUUACUGCAGGAUUUGUUACCUUAUUUCCUUGUGUGGUAUUGUCAUUGUUACCUAAACAAAUGUUGAAUAUUAACUUCUGUAAUGAAUUAUGAAACAAUUUUAAGUAAAGAUAAAGUCUAUUU
Messenger RNA from Anoplopoma fimbria (sablefish), 3297 nucleotides. RefSeq names its product TraB domain containing (gene trabd). The record is from RefSeq and is a predicted model, not a curated record. The transcript is spliced from 10 exons. Lineage: Eukaryota; Metazoa; Chordata; Actinopteri; Perciformes; Anoplopomatidae. Bases 94 to 1191 code for a protein of 365 amino acids.